Messenger RNA from Saccostrea cuccullata (small rock oyster), 974 nucleotides. Its product is annotated as sarcoplasmic calcium-binding protein-like. The coding region runs from base 132 to 668 and encodes 178 amino acids. The record is from RefSeq and is a predicted model, not a curated record. NCBI's taxonomy places the organism in Eukaryota, Metazoa, Mollusca, Bivalvia, Ostreida, Ostreidae. The transcript is spliced from 2 exons.
CUUGGUCAUGGAGUGCUGGAUUUUCCACUACGUAAAAAACUAAUUCAAGACUCAAAAGAUUUAUAUUGUAAAUUUUUCAUUGGAAAAGUUGGCUUCGUACUAUACAGCAGAUAUCUCUAAAUCGAGUAACAAUGGACUAUCUGAAAUCAAAAUGGGCUAUAUGGUUUAAAUCCUUAGAUGCCAAUCAUGACAAUAAAGUUUCCACAGAGGACAUGGAGAUUUCUUCCAAAAAGUUUGGAGAUAUAAAGAAUAUGCUUAGCGACAAAGUCAAAGACAAUGGCGGAUAUGACAACACAAAAUGGUGGAAUACUUACAUCUUUCGUAAAGGUCCCGGUGUAACUUUGACACUCGAAGAAUUCCAGGACGCCCUAGGAGAAUCAUUUCAAAAGGACAAAUCAGCAUUCUAUCAAGAAAUGGUGAGGUGUUUUGACGACAUCGCCUCCUUUGUAGCAGAAAAUAAAGAUCGGCCUAUCGAGGAGCAGGAAUUCGUUUCCUCAUUUAAAGUUUUUGGUCAAGAAGAUUCGGUGCAAGUAGGCAAGGCUUUCCAGCUGUUCAAGGCUAAAAAGGGGAAACCCACUGUGCAACAUAUAGCGGAUGCUUGGACCCAGUUUAUCACAGAAGACGACGCGAGCAAAGAGGACAUGAUCAACGAGGCCUUUGGAAACUAGACGGUUAUAGUAACCAUAUAGCGGACUGUGUAGUCAUGUCUUGAACGAUAUAGGGUACUUAUAGGACUAUUUAGUCAUAUCUGUCACUGGAACUCUGUCUGUUUGCCUGUCUUCAGUGUCAUAUAGUUCUUUAGUCGAGACUGUCACUACAAUAUAAAACUUUUUUUUCUAAAAGUAAUACUAGUAAUUCUUGUAUUUAAUUAACUUAUAUUUGUUGUUCAACGUAUAAUUGUAAUUUUUGUACGACAUAUAUAUUUUUGUAAUCAAAUUUAAUUAUGUAUGAAACAAAUACCACAUCACCGCUGA